Coregonus sp. 'balchen' is the source of this 4734-nucleotide messenger RNA. The record is from the annotation of a GenBank genome assembly. NCBI's taxonomy places the organism in Eukaryota, Metazoa, Chordata, Actinopteri, Salmoniformes, Salmonidae.
ACCAGCUGUCCAGCCCACUGUGACCAGGGUAGACCCCACAUCAGACAGGCUCCACCACGCAGCCCCCUGCCCAGCUCCGUAAGACCCCCACCACCACCGCUAUGCCCCCAUGUGCCCCUGUCCGUGACGUUCCCUGUUUCUAUGUCCCCUGACCAGGAUAUCACCUAACUUGCCCGUCUGUCUGUGUUGGGUGAUUGGUCCUGUGGGUUCCGUGUCCCCUUUCUUUGUACCCCAACCCCUCUCUUUUCUCCACCAGGACCCUGGACCCUCCGUCUGCAUCCCUGUCUCUGUGUGUUGGGGCCUGUUUUUUGUUGUGUUCAUUAUGUUUUACGCUGAUUCCAAAAGGCUUACAUUAGUGGGGCUGAGUGAAGGCAGGAUGUGUAGGCGAUAAUGGUGGAGGGGCUUUCUUUCCGUGUCUCAAAGAGGAGAAAAUAAUAACUCUCUCCAUCCAUCCUUCCCUCUCCACUAUCCCUCCAUCAGGAGCAGCAGAAACAGGUGGAGGACCCGGGCAGAGAGGUGAAGAAGGUGAGGAAGGCAAGGAAUCGCAGACAGGAGUGGAAUAUGAUGGCAUAUGACAAGGAGUUCCGCCCGGAUACACGACUCACCCCCUCACCCUACCACGGAAUGUCCUCCGAGGGAUCACUAUCACCUGAUAACAUGUAGGUUCAUUUAAUUAAUCAGUCAAUCAGUCAAUCAAUCAGUCAAUCAGUCAAUCAGUCAACCAGUCAAUCAAUCAAUCAGUCAGUCAGUCAGUCAAUUAAUCAGUCAACAAAUCAAUCAAUCAGUCAAUCAAUCAAUUCGUCAAUAAAUCUGAAUACUUCCAAUGGUUCAUUUGGUCAGAAUAUGGUGCUUGUUUGUUGUAUGGAGCUUGUAACACCAGAGUUCUCUGCUGAGUGGACAGACACUGGCUAGCCUUCUACUGACCUCUGCUGAUUGGACAGGCACUGGCUAGCCUUCUACUGACCUCUGCUGAUUGGACAGGCACUGGCUAGCCUUCUACUGACCUCUGCUGAUUGGACAGGCACUGGCUAGCCAUCUACAGACCUCUGCUGAUUGGACAGACACUGGCUAGCCUUCUACUGACCUCUGCUGAGUGGACAGACACUGGCUAGCCAUCUACUGACCUCUGCUGAUUGGACAGACACUGGCUAGCCUUCUACUGACCUCUGCUGAGUGGACAGGCACUGGCUCGCUAUCUGCUGCCCUCUGCUGAGUGGACAGACACUGGCUAGCCAUCUACUGACCUCUGCUGAGUGGACAGGCACUGGCUCGCUAUCUGCUGCCCUCUGCUGAGUGGACAGGCACUGGCUCGCUAUCUGCUGCCCUCUGCUGAGUGGACAGGCACUGGCUCGCUAUCUGCUGCCCUCUGCUGAGUGGACAGGCACUGGCUCGCUAUCUGCUGCCCUCUGCUGAGUGGACAGGCGCUGGCUAGCCUUCUACAGCCCUCUGCUGGGGAGUGGCAAACACUACACGUCUAUGUAGAAUUGAUUUCUGAUUAUAUCAAUGAGUGCGAGUCCUUGUUAAGGAUAUGAGAAGUUAGAUAUAAGUAUCUUCCACCACGGAAACUAGACAACUUUAUCUUCCCAUCCAUCCCUCUCUCCCCCAAUUUAUUCUACCCCCCCCCCCCCCCCCACCCCACCCCUCCCAGGUCGAUGGCAUCAGACAUGGGCGAGCAUUCCUACCCCGCCAGCCCUAACCACCCCUCCCAGCCCAUCUCUGCCCCCCACCCCAUCGACGGUGCCCCCCACCUCACCCAAGCCCCCCAGACUCAGUCUCUGGACAGGGGGGGGUACCCUAGACCCAACCCUCCCUCUGGGGCGGCAGUACGACACAUCGCCUCACUGGGGCGCACCCAGCCCCCCCACGCACCCCCCCCACCCUCCGAGGGAGGGGCACUCAACGGACCACGUCAGCAGUCUGUCAAGGACUACAGGGCUCAUGGGUAAGUGAACUAUCACGUACUGUAGGCUACUAGGUAUUGUGUCAUUACAUUAGGAACUAUUCCAUAUCUAUCCUGUGGUAUCAGUUAAAUGAGUUAGUAGACUGUUAGGUUUAUUUUGUCAAUCUGACUUUAACACUCCAUUGUAGGCCUGCAAAGCUGUAUACAUACUGUGGAUAGUAAAACCUCUCAUAUGAAUCACGCCAACACAAAUGUUUUGUAAACAAAACGUAUAUCUGACGCUAACCACGUUUCCAUCUACAGUUUUUAUGUGAGUAAGAAUCACGACAGGUGUGAUGGAAACAGGUUCGGUUAGCGUCAGAUAUACGUUUCGGUUAGAUUUGAUAAAUGCUGACAGAUCAUUUGUUCAUUCGACACAGUGGGAUCUUUUUGUGUCUGUAAAAUUAAUUAUGCAGGAAAUGGCGGUGGAAACGCCUUAUAUUGAAAUAAUAUGAGAUGUUGUGUGGUCGUCCCACUGUCAUGAUGAGAGAGAGGUGUUGUCUGAUUCACUGAUCUGUUCUUUCUCUCUCUUCCCUCAGCGGCCAGCCAUCGACCAUCCCAGAGUACUUCAUCCCCCCCGCCCCUCCCCCUCCUCCCCCCGUCAUUCCCUCCGCCCAGACCGCCUUCAACUCCACCUCCUCCUCUCCCCUUCCUCCCCCCUCCCUCCCCCCAGGGGCCGUCAUGACCCGCUCUUACAGUCCCUCCCCUCCUCCCCCCGCCCCCCCUGCCCACUAUGUCCCCUCCCCCUCUCAUGCCCCUCCCGCUGCCCCCCCACCUCCCCCACCAGGCCUUCCCCCCUCCCACAUCCUGUCUCCGGCUCACGCUAUUGGUGGGUCUCAAGGAGAAGCUCCGCCCACCAGGAAGGGCCAAAUGCCGAUGAUUCCGAUAAGCGAUGCUCGCAGCGACCUGUUAGCCGCCAUACGUAGAGGUGAGAGAGAGAGAGAGAGAGAGAGAGAGAGAUUUUGUUUCCAUUUGUGUUUAUUUUCAUGUUUAAGUUUGUUUUCGGUUUGUGGAUGUGUGUGUGUGAUGUGUGUGUGUGUGAUGCUUAGGUGUGAUUCCGAUGAGUAACGCUCGCAGUGAACUCCUGACAGCCAUACGCGGAGGUGAGAGAGGGUGUGUGUGUGUGUGUGUGUGGAUACAUGUGUCAUACAUGAGUCUUAAUACAUUUGGAAACCAAAUGUGUCAUUUUUGCCAACGUGCUUCAGUUUGGGGCUGCUUGUUAAUUGUUUUGAAAAAGUUAUUUCUGUUUGGACAAAUGUGCUCAAGCAAUCGAGAAUAUCUGUAAUGUGGAUGCUACCAUGGUUACGAAUAAUCCUGAAUGUAUUGUGAAUAGUGAUGAGAGAGAAAGUUACAGAGGAUGAAAUAUCAUACCAGCUCCCCUGUUAUUGGUAAUGGUGAGAGGUUAGCAUGUCUUAGGGGUAGGAUCUUUGUGCCUCUAUAACUUCCUCUCUCAUGCGCGUGUGUGUUUAGUGUAUGAUGGAGAGACGGAGAGAGGGGUUAGAUAGAUACAUACCAGAGGAGGCUGGUGGGAUGUGUUUGAUACUGUUCCAUUUAUUCCAUUCCAGCCAUUAUAAUGAGCUGUCCUCCUAUAGCUCCUCCCACCAGCCUCUGGUAUGCAUCUAUUUAACCACUCUUUCUCUCCCUCUCUCCCUCCAUCCUUCCUUCCUUCCCUCCCUCCCUCCCUCUCUCUCCCCCCUCCCUCCAUCCUUCCUUCCCUCCCUCCCUCCCUCCUCCAUCCCUCCCUCCCUCCCUCCCUCCAUCCUUCCUUCCCUCCCCCUCCCUCCCUCCCUCUCUCCCUCUCUCCCUCUCUCCCUCCCUCCCUCCCUCCCUCCCUCCCCUCCCUCCCUCCCUCCCUCUCUCCCUCUCUCCCUCCCUCUCUCCCUCCCUCUCUCCCUCCAUCCUUCCCCCCUCCCUCUCUCCCUCCAUCCUUCCCUCCCUCUCUCCCUCCCUCCUCUCCCUCCAUCCUUCCCUCCCUCCCUCCCUCCCUCCCUCUCUCCUUCCCUCCUCUCUCCCUCUCUCCCUCCCUCCCUUCUCUCCCUCCCUCCCUCUCUCCCUCCAUCCUUCCCUCCCAUCCUUUCCCUCCCGCUCUCCCCUCCAUCCUUCCCUCCAUCCUUCCCUCCCGCUCUCCCUCCUCCUUCCCUCCAUCCCCUCCCUCCAUCCUUCCCUCCCUCUCUCCUUCCCCUCCCAUCCCCACCAUCCUUCCUCCCUCCCUCUACCCUUCCCUCCCUCCCUCCAUCCUUCCCUCCCUCCCUCUCCAUCCUUUCCUCCCUCUCUCCAUUCCACCAUCCUUCCCUCCCUCCCUCUCUCAUCCUUCCCUCCCUCCCUCCCUCUCUCUUCCUUCCCUCCCUCCCUCUCUCCCUCCCUCUCUCCCUCCCUCUCUCCCUCCCUCCUUCCCUCUCUCCUUCCCUCGCUCCCUCCCUCCUUCCCUCCCUCUCUCCCUCCAUCCUUCCCUCCAUCCUUCCCUCCCGCUCUCCCUCCAUCCUUCCCUCCAUCCUUCCCUCCCUCCCUCUCUCCAUCCAUCCUUCCUUCCUUCCUCCCUCCCUCCACCCUUCCCUCCCUCCCUCUCCAUCCUUUCCUCCCUCUCUCCAUUCCACCAUCCUUCCCUCCCUCUCUCUCUCUCUCUCCAUCCCUCCCUCCAUCCUCCAGGUAUCCAGUUGAGGAGGGUACAAGAGCAGAGAGAGCAGGAAGCGAAGAGAGAGCCCGUAGGAAACGAUGUGGCAACCAUCCUAUCACGUCGUAUCGCCGUCGAGUACAGCGAAUCAGAGUCUGACUCCGGCGGGGAGGACAACGGGGAA